CAUCUUUGCGUUCACAUAAGCAACCGCUUUGCUCUCUUUAGUACAUCCCUUCCUUUUUGCUCCAUCUGAUUAGCUCUCAUUUUCUUCGCUAAUAUCUUCCCAAAGAAACUCACACAGCAAAUAAGCUCUUAUUACAACACUCAAGGAUUAAAAUGUCCUUAUUCAACAAGCUUUUGGAUAAAACAAUCCACAAGUAUGGACACAACCAUGGCCAUGGCCAUGGUCAUGGUCAUGGCAAUACCAUGGAUAGGGAUCAUGGAGCAUCUGUCGAUACAAAUGAUUUUGGACAUGACGAGCAGCCUCAAUAUGAGGCACGAUCGACGUCGUCCUCAACCCACAUGAAUACCGUUCCUGCUGCCACCACCUUGAAAGGGCCGGUUAAUUAUGCCAAUGGCACAACCACGAUCAACCACAGCAGCAACAUUGGCAUCGGUAAUGAUGCCUAUACAGGCAAGCCUGGACAAGGAUACAAUAGCAAUGGCCACGGAGACACAGGCUCUGGGUAUAUACAAAGCUGUCGAACCUCGAACACGUUUCCGGUAACUGACUACAGCACCCACUUCAACGGCUACGGAUACAACCACGGCGAUUCUUUUGUCCAGCCUACAGUAGAGCCCACUUUAGAACAAGUCAGCCUCAAAGAGAACAGUGUGCCAUCUCUUUCAAGUACAUUUGGAAACAAAACUACAUCCUCAUUUCAACCAUCGUUGACAGUACAGCAACAAGUGCCCGCUACGACUGUUCAAAGUCCUGAGGGGAAUAACAUAUCUCUCGACCAAUUGCAGCUUCACUCGCCAAAGUCAUCCUCACCGUCGCCAUCGCAGCCUCAGUUCCAGACACUCUUACCACACUCCCAGUCUCCGCAGACAGAGCAGCAGCAACAGCUUCAGCAAAGUGGUGGUAUUCCCUCAGCUAGCAUGCAAUCGGUUGAAAUGGUCUCUGUAGAUACCAAUUUGCCUGAAAAUCAACAGCUGGAGCAACAACAGCAAGAGCAAGAGCAACGCCAGCAGAAGCAACAGCAGCAGCAGCAACAACAGCAACAACAGCAGCAGCAGCAGCAGCAGCAAGCACAGCUUCUGAUUCAGCAGGCGCAGGCACAGGUACAAGCGCAACAAGUUCCACAGAUUCAACAGCAACAGCAGCAACAGAGACAAACACAGCCUCAGCAACAAGCAACGCGUCGCAAGUUCAAUUUAGAUGACUUCAGGAUUCAUCGGACAUUGGGCACGGGAUCGUUUGGCCGUGUUCAUCUAGUCCAAUCGCGAUACAACUCUCGUUUUUAUGCAAUGAAAGUCCUUAAAAAGACCGAGGUUGUACGUUUGAAGCAAGUGGAGCACACCAACAACGAAAAGAUGAUCCUGGAACGGGUAGAGCAUCCAUUCCUGAUUAAUUUAUGGGGGACGUUUCAAGACACCCGGAAUCUGUAUAUGGUGAUGGACUACGUUGUUGGAGGCGAGUUGUUCUCGGUACUUAGGAAAUCACAGCGUUUCCCUGAACAUGUUGCUCGAUUCUACACGUGUGAAGUUCUUCUUGCACUGGAGUACCUUCAUUCUCACGCAGUCAUCUACCGUGAUCUUAAGCCUGAGAACUUGCUUUUGGAUUCGAUGGGCCAUAUCAAGAUUACAGAUUUUGGAUUUGCAAAACAUGUUCCUCAAAACAUGACAUGGACCUUGUGUGGCACACCCGACUACUUGGCGCCCGAGAUUAUUCAAUCCAAAGGAUAUGGGAAAGCUGUGGAUUGGUGGUCUAUGGGCGUGCUGAUGUUUGAAAUGUGUGCAGGAUAUCCACCCUUCUUUGAUGAGGACCAUAUCAAGCUCUAUGGCAAGAUCAUGGCAGGCAAGGUCAAGUACCCGUCACACUUCUCAUCAGCAUUAAAGGAUCUAUUGAAACGGCUGCUGACAGCUGAUCUAACGAAACGCUACGGAAACUUGAGAGGUGGAGCAACCGAUAUCAAGAACCAUCCGUGGUUUGAGGGUAUCAACUGGGACUUAGUAUACUCUCGGCAGAUUGAGGCUCCUUAUCGUCCAACCAUCUUGGGCGAAGGUGAUGCCAGCAAUUUUGAUGACUAUCCAGAGGAUGCAGAGCCUUAUGGUGUCUAUCCUCCUGGAGAGGUUGAUGACCUGGGAUCUUAUUUCCCGGGGUUUUGAAAGAAAGAAAAAAGAGUACUUUCUAUUUUAUUUUUACAAUCCAUUCUCCUUGUAUUUAUGUCUUUUCCCUUCCUGUUGUUCUAUGCUUAUUUGUUUGUUUUCAGUUGUGGUUGUGACAUCCUUGCAACUUGUAUCCUAAUACAUGAAAAUUUAAAAAAAAAUGAUGGGUGAGUUUUACUUGUCUAAAUUAUACAUACCAAUUAAGUAAAAAAAAAAGAUCGCAUUUACUCUGCUACACUGUCUAAUUGAAAGAAUCA
This is a messenger RNA of Lobosporangium transversale, 2404 nucleotides long. RefSeq names its product kinase-like domain-containing protein. Gene Ontology annotation, molecular function: cAMP-dependent protein kinase activity; ATP binding. Gene Ontology annotation, cellular component: cAMP-dependent protein kinase complex; nucleus. NCBI's taxonomy places the organism in Eukaryota, Fungi, Mortierellomycota, Mortierellomycetes, Mortierellales, Mortierellaceae. The coding region runs from base 153 to 2147 and encodes 664 amino acids. The record is from RefSeq and is a predicted model, not a curated record. Gene Ontology annotation, biological process: peptidyl-serine phosphorylation. The transcript has 4 exons.